This is a messenger RNA of Diaporthe citri, 1059 nucleotides long. RefSeq lists its product as uncharacterized. NCBI's taxonomy places the organism in Eukaryota, Fungi, Ascomycota, Sordariomycetes, Diaporthales, Diaporthaceae. Gene Ontology annotation, biological process: defense response. The coding region runs from base 1 to 1059 and encodes 352 amino acids. Gene Ontology annotation, cellular component: extracellular region. The record is from RefSeq and is a predicted model, not a curated record. The transcript is spliced from 2 exons.
AUGGUUUUGUGGCAAGAUACCGUACCUCUGUUGAUAACCAACAACUGUGCGGACACGAUAUGGCCGGGUAUUUACACAACGUCGGGGACAGGCCCUGGAACCGGUGGCUUUGAGCUUGCAGCGGGCGCCAACAGGUCGUUCGAGGUUGGAUCAGAUUGGUAUGGGCGGAUAUGGGGGCGCACAAACUGCACAUCACCAUCAGAAGGCGUCUUGACAUGCACAACUGGCAGCUGUGGGCAGAUGGACUGCACACAAGCAUCUGGCAACCCACCAGCCACAUUAGCCGAGAUCCUCCUCUCCGGUGGAGUAGGCAACAACCAGAACUUCGUCGACAUCAGCAUCGUCGAUGGGUAUAACCUGCCACUGGCAAUGGAGUACCAGGCCAACCCCAACGGCCAACAGCCCCCUCCCAACCUAGUCAACCCAGCCUGCAUCGCAACAGCAGGCUACCUGUCACCACCCAACCGCACGGGCACGGAAUUCACCAACGAGACGUACCCCAUGCCAUACGAGACCAAGCAGACCUCAGAGAAAGUCGGCCACUGGUGCCCCUGGAACCUCCAGAUCCUCGACCCGCCCAAGCCGGGCGAGGGCGUCUACCCCUACCCGGACGACAGCACGCCGCGGCCCGUGUUCGACCCGUGCCUGAGCUCGUGCAAGAAGACCAACAGCGCCAAGGACUGCUGCGACGGCGAGUACAACGACCCGGAGAAGUGCCCGCGUAGCCUGUACGCGCGCCACGCCAAGCGCGUGUGCCCGGACGCCUACAGCUUCCCAUACGACGAUGGCGCCUCCACCUUUGUCAUCCCGGGGGGCGGCGGCUGGGGCGUCACCUUCUGCCCCGCCGGCAGGAGCACCGACAUCCUGCGGACGUUUGGCUCCCAGAUCAGCCAGUGGGCCGCGUCCGGGGACAUGUCGGAGGAUAUCCUGCAGGCGGCGAGGAAUGUCUCGUUCAUCGAGGCGCAGGGCGGCGCGGCUGGUCGUGGCGCGGGUGGCAACUUCUUGGGCAGGGUGUUUGUUGCGGUUGUUGUGUCUCUGGCAGUGAACGCUCUGUUGUGA